Mytilus californianus (California mussel) is the source of this 2752-nucleotide messenger RNA. RefSeq lists its product as uncharacterized. Bases 56 to 985 code for a protein of 309 amino acids. NCBI's taxonomy places the organism in Eukaryota, Metazoa, Mollusca, Bivalvia, Mytilida, Mytilidae. The record is from RefSeq and is a predicted model, not a curated record. The transcript is spliced from 7 exons.
GAAUUAUAAAGACUGUUGUAAAGGUUGGUGUGUAUCGCCUCUCCAGAAAUCUAACAUGAUUAAUCGUAUGAUGAUUUUCUUGUUAUUGUAUUUGACUUCAACAUGUAUUGUCAGCAAAGUAUCUUGGAAGCUUAGUACAAUCCCGGCUAUCUUCGGUCAUAGUAUUGUAUUAGUUUGUAAAAUAGACGACAAACUAUGGAUGUCAAAGGAGUGUCCUGUACGUCAGUGGUCUGGUGGACCAGACCAUAAAGGACUUGUAUACAAUGGAUACUCAUCAAACAAGACCAAGUAUGGAGAAUAUCUAGAAUCUUACUCAUUUUCUUUGAUAAUUAAAAACUUAUCAGAAUCAGAUGUAAAUGUUUUGUAUACUUGUUCCUGUGGCUUCGAUUCCUUUACUAACAGUUUGUCAAUGGAAGAAAACACAUUUCACUAUCCUCCUACUACAAGAAACAUGUCUUUUAGUGUUGAAAAGGGUCUUCUGCAAGUGCUCAUAGAUUUUGAAAAGGUGUUUCCCCUGCCAAUAUGUUGGCUGUACAUAGGAGUCACUUUGAAAUCAAAACUCAAUUUGGUUAAAUACCAUCUAAGCGGAAUAGUUUAUAGCUCCAUAUACGAGUUAGAAUAUCAACUUUACAAACAAACUUGCAAGAACGAACUUAUGGUGAAAUGUGAAUUCAAUGGCACAGUAAACCCAGUUAAUUUCACAGAAAACGUGACAACCAAUUGUCAAAUCUGCAUUCAACAAGUGAACAGUUAUACUCCGAAUACAACGCACGUUUCUUUUAAAAACCAGACAUCCAGACAUUUUACUAAGGAAAUUUAUGUUGUCGUCCCAAGUAUACUAGUUACUAUUCUCGUUGUUAUUGUAUUAAUAUAUUGUUUGUACAGAAACUGUCCAACCUGCAACGGUACAGCAACUACUGAAAACCCAACGGAGUACAUAAUGGUUACAUUAACAAAUGAAAUCAUAAGACGUAGAGAAAAAUAAAAUGAAAUUUAUCUUUGUCAUAUUUGCACUGUAAAACAACGGCUGGAUGAAAGUGAUUGUUAAAUAAAUAACACAUAGCUGCGAGGGUGAUAGAGCAUAUUAUUUACCCGAAAAUACAUGACAGUGGUUUUUAUACGCCCGUCAAAUUUUUGACGGGACGUAUUAUGGUAUACAAAUGUCCGGCGUCCGUCCGUCUGUCUGUCUGUCCGUCUGUCUGUCCGUCCGUCUGUCUGUCUGUCCGUCUGUCUGUCCGGCGUAAACAUGUCGCACCGUAACUUGAGAAUGACUUAUCCAAAUUUCAUGAAACUUAACAUAGUUGUUUCUUAUGAUGGUCAAACGAUCUGUAUACUUUUUGGUGAUAAUAAGAUUAAAACUUUUUGAGUUACGGGACUUAGUAACUAAAACAAGUGUGUGGUUUUUUUUUCACAUGUCGCGCCGUAUCUCAAAAACAAUUUAUGAUUAUUGCUUAAAACUUUACACACUUCUUAGUUAUAUUAAUCUUAAGAUCUGUAUACUUUUUGGUGAUGAUUCAAAAUUUUAUUUUAGAGAUAUUGAGUAUUUUGUUAAAAAAUGGGGAGGGGUUUUUCACAUGUCGCGCCGUAUCUCAAAAACAGUUCAUGACUAUUGCUUAAAACUUUACACACUUCUUAGUUAUAUUAACCUUAAGAUCUGUAUACUUUUUGGUGAUGAUUCAAAAUUUUAUUUUUGAGUUAUUGAGUAUUUUGUAAAAAAAGGAGGAGGGGUUUUUCACAUGUCGCCCCGUAUCUCAAAAACGAUUUAUGAUUAUUGCUUAAAAUUUUACACACUUCUUAGUUAUAUUAAUCUAAAGAUCUGUAUACUUUUUGGUUUUGAUUCAAAAUUUUAUUUUAGAGAUAUUGAGUUUUUUGUAAAAAAAAAAGGGGGGGGGGGUUUUCGCAUGUCACGCCGUAUGUCAGAAACUAUUUAUGCUUAUUGCAUAAAAAUUCACACACAAGACGACGGGCGUAUCAUGCGCUCAUGGCGCAGCUGUUUUUUUUUUCGAGGGAUACCAAUCAGCUCUAUCAACCUCUCAGGCUACGUGUUAUUUAAUUCAUCAUACUGAAUGUUUUAUCAUUCAUGUUUAAUAUGAAUAUAUAAAAACUAUAACGGCGUGUGCAUUACAACGUUCCGGUUAUUAGAAAACAACAAAAGUGGAGCAACAUAUAUUUUAGUAUUUUUUACAAUUUAUAUAUAUGGUCAAAACGUAGAACCUGAGGAUCGUCUUUCAAAUUAUUGUUGUAAAUUUUUUCAUUGUCCUUUAAAUUAUGGGUGUUUGAUUGGUCUACAAGAGAGAGUGACAUUCAAAAUAUCGUCUCCCGUUGAGCCAUUGGAUGGAGUAAAUUAUGUCCCUCGUAUUAGCCACUCAAAAACUUCGCACUGAAGCUCAAAAGCUGGCAUUUUAAAGGGAAGUGUAAUAAAAACUAUUAAUUACACUUCGAGGUGAAGAAAAGUUUUGUUGAGAAAUAUAAGGCUUUUAAAAGUUAAAUUGAGAUCGGAGAAACGUCAGCACAGGCCAACAUGUUAUCGGAAUGCUCGAAAAAAACAAAUACAUGGGAGAUUGUCCGAGAUCAAUCAAGAAUUUCACCAUUUAUUGUUAAAUGUCUUAUUCGUUUAUUUUAUUUUAUUUUUGUGUUAUUUUAUAGAAGUUAAUUGAUUUUUUUUAUAUAGUGUUAUGUUUUUGUUUUUGUUUUAUUUACACUUAUAUACAACUGUGGUUUUUAAGAAUUAAUAAAACAUUUUUAAAAUGUA